CUGAUCACUUGUAUUGUGUAAAAAGAGUGGAUACCUGCCGGGUGGUAAUUUUAUAAUUUAUAUCAAAAUAUGCAGAAAAAACGUGUUGGUGUGAAUAAUAUUUUGGAUAAAUUGCACCGUGGCGUAGUCUACACCUGCAUGGGUGUCACACUUUAUGGUACAUUCUUGCUAGGAAUGCGCGUAUAUAGAUACCUGACUGUUGUACGUCCGCAGCGUCAAGUGGAGCAGCUGAAGAAGAUUGAUGAAGAGCAACUUGAUAAUGCAAAAACCAUAAGUUCAUAGAUUUUGUUAUGUCGAAUAAGUGUGUAAAAUGCUAAUAGUAAGCCUUUUUAAAUUGUGAAAUGUCUA
This is a messenger RNA of Rhagoletis pomonella (apple maggot), 348 nucleotides long. RefSeq lists its product as uncharacterized. The transcript has a single exon. Bases 70 to 282 code for a protein of 70 amino acids. The record is from RefSeq and is a predicted model, not a curated record. NCBI's taxonomy places the organism in Eukaryota, Metazoa, Arthropoda, Insecta, Diptera, Tephritidae.